AUUUUCACUUUUUUUAGCCUCCAACAUCCAAUUCCCUUUAAAGCCAAUUAGUAAAUUAAAUAGUUAAAAAUCCCCACCUUCUCCCCUAAAAAUCUGUAUAUACGCCACCGUAGAGAGAGAAAGUAAGUGAGAGAGAGCUGGUCGGUAGUCUACAAAUCCAUUCCUUAACUCACUGACUGACUCUGAAGCAUGGCAAUUCUGUCUCAUUCAUUUGAUUCAACCCUUCUUUGACCUCAUUUUAGUCCUUUAUUUCUCGCUUUACGGUGUCUUUAUUUCUCUCUUGCUUGCCGAUAUACAUUCUUUAGGGUUUUGGGGGAGAUAUUAGGGUUUUUUUAAAAAAAAAAAAUUUUGUCAGCGAGAAAUUGGAGGACUAUUUGUAGUGGGGAGAUUUGACCAAUGGAGGCCGCGGCAGGUGUUGCAGCCGCACGCGGUGUUUCUCUGUCCGUGCCCUCGUCUCAACCUUCUCGCAAAGAAUGGAGGGUUGUUUCCGAAACAUCGGUUCGAAGUUCCAGCAACGAGGAAUUGGAGCGUUCAAAGUUGGGGCAAUCGGAUGAGAGAUUGAUAUACGAGGUGCAACAGGGAAGAGAGCCGGCUGAUGUGGAUUUCUGUUCCAUUACCAUUGACGGAAGUUUGGACAAUGAUAUUUUGCAGCAGAGGCUGCAUAGCGUGGUGAAACAAAGAGAGGAGUUGCAGCAGAUGGAGACCGAACUUCGCGCUCAACUUAUAGCAAGGGGAGAAAUUAUGGAGAUGCGGAGCACUUAUGAUGCUCAUAUCAAAGAGCAUGAAAAUGCCAAAAUCAAGCUUCAGGAGCAACUGCGAGAGAAGGAACAAAGGAUACUCGAGUUGGAGAGAAAGAUGGAAGACAAAGAAAGGGAGCUGCACGCUAUCAGACUAGACAAUGAAGCGCAGGCAUGGGCUAAAGAGGAUCUUCUUAGAGAGCAGAGCAAAGAGCUACAAACGUACAGGAGGGAGCGAGAUAACACCGAGGCUGAAAGAGCCCAGCAUAUCAAACAAAUCCAUGAACUUCAGGAACAUUUUCAAGAAAAGGACCGACAGCUGAUGGAGUUGCAGGAACAGAAUAGGAUUGCUCAAGAGAACAUCCUCUUCAAAGAUGAACAGUUGAGAGAGGCCCAGGCUUGGAUAACUCGUGUACAGGAGAUGGAUGCACUACAAUCAACUACUAACCACUCUUUACAGGCUGAACUUCGAGAACGCACAGAGCAAUAUAAUCAGCUUUGGCUUGGUUGUCAAAGACAGUUUGGUGAGAUGGAGCGUCUUCAUCUCCAUAUACAACAGCUGCAGCAUGAAUUGGCUGAUGCAAGAGAAAGAAGCAACACAUACGCAGAUGCCUCACAUGUUUCUCAGACAAAUCCAAGGGAUGUUUCCCAGAUUGGAAAGAGCAAUAGUGGCCACCUGGAUAUGAGUGGAAGUGGUUCACCUGGUGAAAGCUCUAGCCUACCUAAUGGAAAUGCUGAUAAUGCUUCGUUUGUUUCAGUAGGCAAUGCAUCAGUGCAGGCUGAUCAUGCCCAUGGUGUUCCAAUUGCUCCUUCAUCCCUACUUGGGAUGCCAACUUACCUUCCACAUGGACAGAUGACUGCCGUGCAUCCCUUUGUGGUGCAUCAGCAAGGGGUACCUCAUUCUGUACCAUCACAUGUUGGACAUUUUCACUCUGUGCCAGCAAUGUCAUCACUUCAGCAGUGGCAAAACCAACAGGCUGUAUCAGAGGGUGCAGCAACUCAUGAUCAACAUUCUCUACAAACUGAACCUAACAUGUUGAGGUCGGAUUCCAAUUACAACUAUGAAUCCUCUGUAAAUGGUCAGGUUCUUCAUUCGGGUUAUAUGAACGUUAACAUCAGCCAAGGAAUGGAACCUCAUUCUGUGGUUUCAUCCUCAAAUGUGGAGGGACAGCCAGUUGAAUCCAUAGAUACAAGCUACCUUUCUGGAGCCCAACCUCAGCAGAGCUUGCAACAAAUAUCUUCCCAGUUUCAUGAUGCUUUGAGAUUGGAUUCUCUUGCACACGUUAACGACACAAAGGAGAAGAAUGUCAACUCAUUAUCUAAUUCUCCUAUGGAGGUGCAAGGUUUAAUGAUGGAGAAAAGUGGCUCUGUCUCCAAUGAAUCAUCUUCUGAAGAAGCAAAUCAUGCUGCAAAUCUGAGCGAAAGUACAAUGGAUACUGCUGCAGAAGUCAUUCUUUCUGAAUCCUUCGCUGCUACGGGUCAGAAAAAUACAGGUAUAGGUGGAAAAUUAUCAGAGGCUAAUCUACUUGAUGAAAGAUCAUUAUUAGCUUGCAUCGUCCGUACAAUUCCACCAGGAUCUGGAGGUAGAAUAAGGAUCACCACAACGCUUCCAAAUAGACUUGGUAAAAUGAUUGCCCCUCUACAUUGGCAUGAUUACAAAAAGAAGUAUGGGAAGCUUGAUGAGUUUGUCUCCAGCCAUCCUGAAUUAUUUGUAAUUGAUGGAGACUACAUACAACUUCGAGAAGGCGCACAAGAAAUCAUAGCAGCCACAGCAGCUGUUGCUAAGGUUGCUGCUGCUGCUGCUGCCGCUGUAACAUCGUCUUACUCAUCAUUGGUGCCUUCUGUUGCUGUGACUCCGAUGGCUCAGUCUCACCGGUUGAAGAAAGCUCCAUCAAUGGAGUCCACAUCUGGAAAGUCUGACAGGAGCAUUUUUAAGGAGUAUGCAGUGUCCAGGCCUUCAAAUGCCAUCGAUAACUCAUCUCAGCUAUCUGCAAUGAAGAACCAGCAUCCAAAUGGUGUUUCCUUUAGCAACAGUGAAGGUGUGUCAAAUGUAAAAAUCUUGAGUAAACCUAAGGAUCACACGGGAAUGAAUAGCUCUGAGAGCAGGCAUGGGCAAACUACUCUAUUGACAUAUGGAAAUGGAACAAAUUCUGAGAAGAAUGAUUUUGGCAGCUCCCAAAACAAGGGUUCAACUCAAUGGAAGACCAGUGGGAGUGUAGUUGGAAAUCAGCAGGGCAGGGUGGUUGGUGCUGCUGCAAGUCCUAGGAGAUAGUAAGAUUGGAUGAUGUCAUUACCUAACAAAUGUGCAUUCAAAAUUGCACUUUCGAUGAUUUUGGGGAUGAUGACAAGUGGGAGGUCUUAUACUCUCUAGUUCGAAUCUCCAGUUGCUGAUUAAUAUCAUUCACCGCACCCUUUUCUUGAACUUGGCUCAUUUAUCUGCGUGUUUUGUAUGCUCGGAAUUUUACAUUGCUUGCAAUGACAUGAUGUGUUUUGUUAUGCUGAGUACUAAACAUUGCUUGCGAUGAUGGUCACUAGCAACUUUCAUCGUUUAAUUUUAGUCGGCGAAAAAAAUGAUA
Messenger RNA from Coffea eugenioides, 3313 nucleotides. RefSeq lists its product as uncharacterized. The record is from RefSeq and is a predicted model, not a curated record. Lineage: Eukaryota; Viridiplantae; Streptophyta; Magnoliopsida; Gentianales; Rubiaceae. The coding region runs from base 397 to 3009 and encodes 870 amino acids. The transcript is spliced from 16 exons.